AUGUCUAAAUUUAUCAUGUUGGCUGCGGCCGCCGGCCUUGCGCAAGCGUACACGAACACCGAUGUUGGGCAAUUCAUGUUGAAGAACAUCGAUCCGAUUGUCAUGCCUGGAGAGUAUAAGAGCCAUAUGCACAGCUUCUUCGGUUCCGACACCGUCACCAAAGAUCUUCCCACCUCUCAGGAACUUCGAGCAGGAUGCUCUACUGCUAAGAACCCCAAUGACUUCUCUGUCUACUGGGUACCAACUCUCUACCAUGUCGAUAAGGCAAGCAACACCCGCACAGCCAUCAAACCCAAGCGUUUCACCGCAUACUACAACUUCGAGAAGACCGCUGCCGAGGUCCCAAUUCCGGAAAACUACAACGCCGUUGCGGGUAACGCCGAUGCUACCUCCGUCGCCGACGUCAACUCCAACACUAAGCUCGCCUGGCUCUGCGAAGGCGAGAAGUUCGAUGCCGGUGGUAAGGAAUGGUCCGAUUUCCCCCUCUCCACCUGCAGCAAGAACCUCCAGGUCGCAUUCUUCUUCCAGGACUGUGUCAACUCUGAGACUUUGGAGAGUGCCUACUCCAGUGGAGGAAAGUGCCCUGAGGGAAUGAAGACUAUGCCCCAGCUCCGCUUUUCCAUUCGGUACGACGUCAAGAGUGCCGGAUCUUGGAAGGGCGAUGCUCCGUUUGAACUUGCUUGCGGUGCUAGCCACUGCAUGCAUGGUGAUUUCAUCAAUGGCUGGUUGCCAGAGACAGCCAAGGCAAUGGUCACCCAAUUGACUGAGAAGAGGAAGUUCCAAUCUCUCGACGGACCAAACGGAAAGACCCGAGCUGGAACGAUCUGCAAACGUUCCGCAGUGGACCAAGACCCCAAGAAUGGCACUUCCGACUACGAAGAGAGCCUUGAGAUGAUGAAGGGUACCAAGGCUGUUCGCAAUAUUGGCAAGCGCUCUCUCCAGGCAUCAAUUAGCCGCAACUUUGCUUCGCAUCAGGAGCAGACACGCGACAUCGCGGCCCGCCGUGCUCAUCAGUUGCAUGAGCAGGAAGCCCGCGAUGCUGUUGCCAGGCGCGAGCUUGCUUUGCACAAGGAGCGGCACGACGCUAUGAGGCUGCACUCGAGGCAGGUGAUCCCUCCUAGGAAGUAG
This is a messenger RNA of Aaosphaeria arxii CBS 175.79, 1128 nucleotides long. RefSeq lists its product as uncharacterized. Bases 1 to 1128 code for a protein of 375 amino acids. The record is from RefSeq and is a predicted model, not a curated record. Lineage: Eukaryota; Fungi; Ascomycota; Dothideomycetes; Pleosporales. The transcript is spliced from 3 exons.